CAGAACAGCAGUCCAUGGAUGCUCUAGUGCUGCAGGCAGAUCAUGGCUCACAUCUGCUCAGGCAGCUGCAGAGAAUGAGGGCCACUGAGGAGCUCACUGAUGUGGUGCUGUUGUCUGAGGGGAUUCCUUUUGCUUGCCACAAGGUGGUGCUGUCUGCAUUCAGCCCAUACUUCCAGGCCAUGUUUACAUGUGGCCUGAAAGAAACUCAGGGAGGAGAGGUAGCUCUCAGAGACACUCCUGCUCAGAGCCUGAGGCUGCUACUGGACUACAUGUACCAUGCUGAACUCCCCCUUUCCAAUGACAAUAUUCAGGGAGUGGCUGCUGCUGCCUUCCUGCUCCAUGUAGAUGGAGCCUUCAGGUUGUGUCAGAGCCACAUGGAGGCCCGUAUGGACCCCUCCAACUGUAUCGGUCUGUACCACUGGGCCAGAGACUUGGGGGCCACUGGGCUGGCUGAUUGUGCCUUUAGAUACCUCUGCCAACACUUUGCACAGGUUUGUGAAGAAGAAGAAGUGCUGGAGCUGGAUGCCCAAAGUCUUGCAGAUCUACUUGGUUCAGAUGACCUUAACAUUUCACAGGAGCAGGUUGUACUGGAGCUGGUACUUCGUUGGGUGGAGAAGCGUAGGGGGGACUCACAGAGUGAAGCUCAGGCUGUGCAGUUACUCAAGCGUGUCCGGCUGGAACUUGUGGACCCUGGAUUCCUCCGUAAAGCCAGGAGAAGAAACCCGGUAUUGCUGCGGGAUGCGGAGUGCUUUGGGAUGAUUGAUGCUGCUCUUCAGACAUCAGGUCUCUGUGAGACAUCAGCUCCGCCUCGGCCGGCCCUUCGUUAUGGCAUGGAGACCACUGACCUGCUGCUCUGCCUAGGAGGGGUGAAUGAGGAGGGAGUGCCUGCCCGCCGUGGAGGACUUGCUGACCUCAGCUUUUGCUUUGCCCCCCAUUGUAGAAGGACUUACUACAUCGCGUCUCCACUGAAGGGCUCUGGGGGCAUUGGCCAGAUCACAGUAGGGGCUGUGACACGGGAUAACAACAUAGUGGUGGCCAUAGAGGCAGAAGACCAACACAGGAUCAAGAGGGUAGAUUUAUACAGGUAUAAUUCAGAGGAGAACAGCUGGGUGGAGCUGUGCUCAGCAGCAUACAGGGACAUGUACGCUUUAGGGGUGCUAGGUGACGGCCUCUACAUGAUAGGUGGUCAGAUGAAAGUGCAUAAUCAUUACAUCAUCACAGACAGUGUGGUGAGAUGGUCGCUAAAAAGAGGAGGCAGCUGGCUCAGCUUCGCCCCUCUGCCGCUCCCUUUAGCCUGUCACUGUACCAUCACCGUGAAGGAGUAUCUCUACGUACUGGGUGGCUGGACACCACAGCACCAACCAGAUGAAGAACCAGACAAGCUGAGCAAUCGGAUAUUUAAGUUUGACCCUGGUAAGGACAGGUGGACAGAAUGUGACAGGAUGAAGUACUCCAGGUACCGCUGUGGCACGGCUGUCCUCAAUGGAGAAAUCUACAUACUAGGUGGUAUAGGGUGCGAUGGAGAAGACCGUGGACAAUCACGUCGCUGCUUGAGCUCUGUAGAGAUCUAUAACCCAGACACAGACACCUGGAGGACAGGACCGACACUGCCUACGUCCCUACUCUCCCUCCGAACCAAUGCCUCCAAUACUGGAGUAGUGGAGGGAAAGCUGUACCUCUGUGGAUACUACAAGGGAGCCGGCCGUUAUGAGAUCAUCACCAAGGAGAUUUUAGAGUUGGACCCCGCAGACAAUGUGUGGACGGUGGUGGAAAGGCGAGCAGCAAUGCAAGACAGCUAUGAUGUCUGUCUGGUGGCUAACCUCAAUCCUCGGGACCUCUUCACACCCUAAUUAAUCUCCUCCUGACUCUGAGUAACAACAAUGCCUGGAACCAGCAUGUGUGAGACGUGUCCACAGCUUUAUCCAA
Scomber japonicus (chub mackerel) is the source of this 1926-nucleotide messenger RNA. RefSeq names its product kelch repeat and BTB domain-containing protein 12-like. Gene Ontology annotation, molecular function: protein binding. The coding region runs from base 15 to 1850 and encodes 611 amino acids. NCBI's taxonomy places the organism in Eukaryota, Metazoa, Chordata, Actinopteri, Scombriformes, Scombridae. The record is from RefSeq and is a predicted model, not a curated record. The transcript is spliced from 9 exons.